UUUUACGUACAUUUUUCUCCGUUUAGAUGAGUAUUAUUUGGAGUCGGUUGUAAUUUGGAAUAACAACAUUACGUGCUCCUUUUUUAAAGUUAAACGUACCAGUGGUUGGGGUGCCGGUGCAUAUUCAAAUAAGCCCAACCACAUGAAGAGAAAAGCAGAAGUCCUUACACUUGAAUCUUGUAAACGAGUUAAGGUUACUGGUAGCUUAUUCCCAAGUAAUUCACCUGAAAAUGCUGAUAGUUUGACUUUUGCUGUUAUUCGCAGCAGGGGCUGCAAACGGAAGUUUCAGUCGGAAGGAAAUGACCGGUCUUUUCAGGGAGAUGAAGUAGAACAAACACAACGUGGUAUAGCGGCAUUACCAGUUAAGGUCGAAUUUAAAAAUCCCGGGAAGUGUAUAAUGACAUCCUCCCUUUCUGAUAACCAAGGCUUGCAAGACCAACCCCUUGAACUCUCUCAUGGGUCGGAAGAAAGCUCUAGAAUUCAGCGUCAUGUCACCGUAGUAGAUAGUGCUUCGGAUGAGAGCAGCAUGCAGGAUGAAGAAGAAUUUUGGCAGUAUAAUUCAUUCCAGUACUGGCGGACUCCCUUGGUUCAGGUGGAUUUUUCAGAGAUCGAGGAUUUUGCUGCAGAGAGGAUGGCCGAUGUUCGAAUGCCAGACACUGUAGACAACUUUGGGAUGGAUGUAGAAGAUUGAUAAAACUGCUUAUUAGAAGAUGCUGAAGACUGUUUUAGACUAAACCAUUUGUAACUGGGGGGAAAAAUGAGCACCCAGCACUGGCCAAAGAUAACGCUUCAUUUUCUGAAGUAAAUGUGGUCUCAUUCCUUUAUUUUUCCAAGUUUUGAGACCUGUUAAAUGUUAAAAGUGCAGCCAAUGUUCAAGACCCAUUGUGUUUGAAUGUAAAUGUUAAUGUUCAUGUUUGUCACCAAUGCAGAUCUGCUAAAUAAGUCUUGAUUUGUCGAAUUUGUUUUAAUACAUGUAAUGGCAGUUAUGAGGCUCUGUUAAAGAAAAUGGAUACACUUUUUUAUAUUUAAUGUUUAUCUGUCUACAUUGCAGAUGUUUAAUAUGUGCAUCAGUGUUGCAGUAGCCUACACUAUAUGGGUCUUAGCCCUCUACACCAGCCAGCUUUGAGGUGCUCCAGCUGUGAGGAGCAUGCAGAAAACACUGUUUAAGACGGUUGGUAUGCAGAUUUCUUCAGAGCUUUUUUUGCUGCUGAAGUGUGCUUCAUUCUGUGGUCCCCGUAAUCUGUCAGUCAGCUAGCAAUCUUAUAUGAUUGGUGCAGAUGUUCUUGAGGAAAGUCUUUACCAUUUUUGAGUUAAUUUUAUGAAGAAAGCAUGGUUUUUGUUCUUUCAUUUGAUGCUUUGCUUUUGCUAUGAAACAAGAAUGUUAACGAAGUAUCUCUACAACCGAGUGCGCCUCCAUAUUGUGCCUCCUGUUGGCAGAUAUUGGUUUUUCAUAAUUGCAUUAAUUCCAAAACCAUGCUGCAUACAAGGUAUUAGAAUAUUUUAUCUUGAAGCGUACAUGAUGACCAACACAACUGUAUUGAUGUUUGACGUCUGUUAAUGAGCAUUUGUUAGAAGUGUAAGGUGAUGACUUCAUUUUUUUAAAGGAUGUUUUAUCUAAUAUGAAAGAGGUGUUUGUUGGUCCAAAAUGAAAUGCAUAUUGCAUAGAAAAUGA
Protopterus annectens (West African lungfish) is the source of this 1672-nucleotide messenger RNA. It is a transcript of the gene CCHR2.PART0H9orf40, whose product is annotated as chromosome chr2.part0 C9orf40 homolog. The transcript is spliced from 2 exons. Lineage: Eukaryota; Metazoa; Chordata; Ceratodontiformes; Protopteridae. Bases 143 to 691 code for a protein of 182 amino acids. The record is from RefSeq and is a predicted model, not a curated record.